Molecule: messenger RNA, 1327 nt
Organism: Pelodiscus sinensis (Chinese soft-shelled turtle)
Lineage: Eukaryota; Metazoa; Chordata; Testudines; Trionychidae
Source: RefSeq, a predicted model, not a curated record
CCCGAAUAUUGGGUAUAAAGUCGGAACAUCUCAUCCCCUGUGGCGUGGGAAACGCGGCAGAGUGAGUGAGAGAAUGAAUGUUGGGCCUUUUCCUUCCCUUUUUGAGCUUCCGUCUCUUCAAGCUCCAACUACAAAGAGCCCCAGGCUGCUGCUGCCGGGACACUUUGAUGGGCUGACUGGACGGGCGCCCAGUCUGGGAUAAGGCUGCACCCAGUGCUGAAGAACUCAUCAGAUUGAACCAUGUCCCAGAGCUCCCCUGGAGGGACAGAGACAGAGAAGCGGAAGAAAGACAGUCAGGAGGAGUGGCUUUCACUCGAAGAUGCAGAGAAAGGAGCAAAGCCGGGACAGAGGAUCCAGAGGGCAGAGGCUGCAGAGAGAAGGGUCUGCCCAUGAUGCUUUUCGCUCUCUCUUACCCUGUAAAGUCACAGUCAAAUGCUUGAUGUGUAGCGUCCUCCUUGUCGCCCUCAUCCUCUCCCUGGUGGUAGCUCUGGCAGUGGUAGCGUCUCGUCGCUAUACGCCCAGCUGCCCCGACAGCUGGGUUGGCUACCAGCGGAAAUGCUACUAUUUCUCUGAGACCGAAGGGAACUGGGACUUCAGUCGGAGCCAGUGCUUGGCCCUGGGCACCUCCGUGACUGGGAUCGAUUCCCUGCAGGAGCUGGUGAGGUUUGCUGGCAAGUGUGGAAAAAAAUGGUUUUGCGGUGGUGAUGGGAGGGGCUGGGCCAGGGAGAAGGCACAGCGGCGAGAGGGCUCCUGGCCGCAUGUCCGAGGGGCAGGACACAACAAGGGAGGGGGCAAGGGCUGUGCAUUUGAAGGCUUCUUUGAAUCUUUAUUGGGCCUUGUUCACACUGCCCCUGGAAGGGGUUUAACCCUGGAUGUGCCUUGGUUAGGCAGCCAAGGGGGAGCCAGGAGGACAUGUGGGCCCAGAGAGGCAGCUGCCAGCAUGACCAAAGGGGAAGUGCCUGCAAUGUCAUGUUUGGACAGGAGGGGGCGCCCCAGAUGGGAGGACGUGCAGCUCGGGGUCAAACCCAAUCAGUUUGAAACAAAAUGUUCAGAUCCCCAAAUCACAGCAGGAGACUGGGGGGGUUUUUUGGGAGGACGGGUUUGCAAAAUGGUCAAUUUGUUGAAACUGCUCAAUUUGGAAAAUGUUUCAGUGUCACUAAGGUGGCAUUUUCCAAUGGGGGCAAAAAGCCCAUUUGGUGUGGAAACUUUUGCACGGACCAUCCUCUGGGCUGUACAGAGCUUCUCCCCUUUCCCUAUGGAGUUUCUCUCUACUGCUCCCACGGUUCCAGGUAGCAUGCGGGGAGAAGUUUAGCAGAGCUGAAUCAUC